UGCUGCUUGGGAUAAGAAGGCACGACUAGCGCUGCACUUGCCUGCAUCUGCGCUUGAAACUUCUUUGCUACCUCUCUUAAACGUUCGUGAUCUUCGCACUUAUUAGCAUCAUCAAUUCGCAAGAGCUACCAAUAGUCAUAACAGCUUCACCACCUCUAUUGGCUUUGCCUUCGUUAUCGCACUGCAGUGCAAUCUUCGUUUGGAUAGCAAGGGACUGUUUUACCCCCCAGAAUGGCAGGCUACGGUCAACAUCCCCAUACAGGCUAUGGCUCACCUGCACCAACGCAGGGUCAGCAGCCGCAUGGUCAAUAUGGCGCUCCUCCGCCGCAGCAACAUGGCUAUGGCCAACAACCUAGCUACGCGCAACAACCUCAACAAGGACACGGACAGCCUCAGGGAGGUUCUCAAGGCGUCGGCAUCUUUAGCCAAUUUAUGAAGCCCUAUCCCACCACAAUCGUCCUCAAGGAGCACGUCAUGUCCUUAACGGGCGACUCUUUCAGUGUCAAACAGGAGGAUGGAACGCGCGUCAUUCAAGUUGAAGGCAAAUUGAUGUCGAUUUCGGGCCGCAAGAAGGUCACUGACAAUGCCGGUAACCACCUGUUCGACAUUUCCAAGGAGCAUCUACAUAUUCACACAACCUUUGCGAUCGAGGAUCCCAACGGCCAGAAGCUGAUGGAAGUGAAGAAUAGCUUCAAGCUUUUCGGAAGUAGCGCAACUGCAACGUUCACCAGCACCAACGGCAGGCAAGAAAGGCUGAAGAUGAAGGGGUCUUUCUUCGACACGAGCGCGGAGAUUAUAGAUGAGGAGCGUGGUGGUCAGGUCGUGGCGCGUAUUGACCGCAAGCUGCUUAGUGGGAAGGACAUUUUCUUUGGGCAGCAGACCUACGCGGUGCAAAUUAUGCCUGGGGUAGAUCAGGCGCUUAUUGCUGCCAUGUGCAUUUGUCUGGACGAAAAGAACAAUGAGGCGUAGUUUAGCGCGAAGAUACCAUGAUUCAUUCCGUC
This is a messenger RNA of Paraphaeosphaeria sporulosa, 1001 nucleotides long. Its product is annotated as DUF567-domain-containing protein. Bases 232 to 969 code for a protein of 245 amino acids. Lineage: Eukaryota; Fungi; Ascomycota; Dothideomycetes; Pleosporales; Didymosphaeriaceae. The transcript is spliced from 2 exons. The record is from RefSeq and is a predicted model, not a curated record.